This is a messenger RNA of Topomyia yanbarensis, 1519 nucleotides long. Its product is annotated as phenoloxidase-activating factor 2-like. The transcript is spliced from 6 exons. Bases 200 to 1408 code for a protein of 402 amino acids. NCBI's taxonomy places the organism in Eukaryota, Metazoa, Arthropoda, Insecta, Diptera, Culicidae. The record is from RefSeq and is a predicted model, not a curated record. Gene Ontology annotation, molecular function: serine-type endopeptidase activity. Gene Ontology annotation, biological process: proteolysis.
CGAACUGUGAACAGUUUAUGUUAUAUGAUCGGUGAUACCGUCAAAGAAGUACUAAUUCGUGCAUUGCCGUGUGUUGCAACGUUAGAUGCAUGAAUCAUAAAGCCAUUCAUAUAUAAUUAUCAAUAAUAUUAGAUUUUCUGUUAUGAAGUGAAUGCAUGUGUAGUGUAUCUCUUAAGUGUAUAUCGAAAGUUCGCUGAAAAUGCAGCGUUACACGCUGCUAGUAGCCACCACACUGGUUUUCUCGUCCAGUACUGCAUGGUUGAGGGUUAUAGUUGCAGCUCAAAAAUUUAACUUCCCCGAUGGAGUUGGUGGUAAUUCAAAUGAGUUGACUCGACAACAGACGACGAAUGUUAGCACAGGAAUUAUAACUGGUAUUCUUACUGGUACUGUUCCGUUGCAAACUGGUAUCACUGGAACAAUCACCACAAGUGGUGUGGCGCAAACGUGCAUAUGUGUACCGACGGGGAGAUGUAACUCAACACCCGCAACUACCGACGGCUCAGGCAUGUUAGACGUUCGAAUAGUAACAUCGGCGGUUUCUACUAAUGCGUCAUCAGUAAUAACACCAAAUAUAGUGACACCUGCCACGUGUGUGGCCGGAUUGGAACGGUGCUGUAUGCCCGGUGGUUAUCAGUGUGGUCUACAAUUCCCCCCAGUUGCCUCUGCUAGACAACCUGGGCCAGGACAAGCAAGCUACGGCGAGUACCCAUGGCAAGCGGUUCUUCUUGGUCCAGGAGAUAUCUAUGUUGGUUCAGGAGCACUAGUAGAUGCGUUGAACGUUAUUACCGUUGCUCAUCGAGUUAGUGAAUAUCUAUCAGGUUCCAGACCAUUGAGAGUACGAAUGGGAGAAUGGGAUGCUUCGGCAGCCUCAGAACCAAUUCCGGCGCAAGAAUUUAACGUUGUUAAAAUUUUCAUUCACCCAAGUUAUACUUCUUCAAACUUGAAAAACGAUAUUGCAAUGCUGAGACUUUCAUCAGCAGUUAACUUAGGUACGACGCCAACCAUUACAACUGCCUGCUUGCCAGCCACCUCUUUCGUUGGUAAUCGCUGCUGGAUUUCGGGAUGGGGCAAAAAUGAUUUUGUAAAUGGAGCUUACCAAGCUAUCCAAAAAGAAGUUGAUGUGCCAGUUCGAUCUACUAUUGAUUGUGAAGCGGCCUUAAGAACUACUCGUUUGGGGCCUUCCUUUCAGUUGGAUUCUACAAGUUUUAUGUGCGCAGGUGGUGAAACUGGAAAGGACGCAUGCACUGGAGAUGGUGGCUCACCACUUGUCUGUGCAUUAGGUGGUCGGUACUUUGUAGUGGGACUAGUAGCCUGGGGUAUCGGUUGUGGAACUACAAAUAUACCUGGUGUUUAUGUUAAUGUGGCUUCUUUCGUACCGUGGAUUAUGAGUACAGUCAUUUCUAAUUGAAAAUUGGAGAAUGAAUCAAUCUGUAUUGUAUUAGCAAAUCUGUACUAUAUUUUAUAAUCAAUUGUAUUUAAUUAUUAAUACCUAGAUAAUGAAUGAUAAAAAAUCCCACAU